Molecule: messenger RNA, 2571 nt
Organism: Penicillium subrubescens
Lineage: Eukaryota; Fungi; Ascomycota; Eurotiomycetes; Eurotiales; Aspergillaceae
Product: putative C6 transcription factor
Exons: 2
Coding region: 1-2571 (856 amino acids)
Biological process (GO): positive regulation of transcription by RNA polymerase II; DNA-templated transcription
Molecular function (GO): DNA-binding transcription factor activity, RNA polymerase II-specific; zinc ion binding; DNA binding
Source: RefSeq, a predicted model, not a curated record
AUGGAUGAGGGCUCCGAUAAGGCCCCUCGGCGGAAGAGGGUGUCGAGGGCCUGCGACCGGUGUCGCAGUAAAAAGCUGACCUGCGUCCCCGUUCCAAAACCCCAGGAUAAAUGCGAUGGAAUCCGUCCCACUUGCUCCGCAUGUCAAGCAUCCGGUCAGCCCUGCUCAUACGACCCCCAUGCAAAGAAGCGCGGUCUACCAGAGGGAUAUGUGCGAGGGUUAGAGAAACUAUGGGCGCUCUCAAUGUGUAAUAUCGACGGAUUCGAGGAUACCAUGCUGGCCAUGCUGGGAACCACUGCAGAGUCGGCAGGCCGUCGGGAAAAACUAAUGUCGGUGUGGUCGGAUGACAGCUCAUCAGAGAGCUUGCAUGAAACCUGGAAGACGAGCCGUCUAUAUAGCGCAUUAGAGAAAAUGCUAUCCAACUCGGAAGCACCUCUCACCACGGGCAAACGAUCGCGCAAUCCCCAUGAUGAUCAGCUGGAGGGUUCCGAUGGCCAAUGGGGAUUUCGCGUGGCUCGAGAUUCGACACCAUUGGGCCCUGAAGCGCCGCGGAUCGUCGGACCAGCAAUUGGCUCGCCAAAUGCGAAACGAGCCCGGAUGUCACAAACAUCAAACGGUCGGGACGUGUCGCAGUCCGGGACUGGUUCUCAUGCUCUACAGUUACCCCCGCAGACAUCCCAACUACUCGAUAUCUACUUCGCCACAACUCACUCGUGGUUCCCCAUAGUCGCAAAACACAACAUCCUUCGCGCGUCCUACCUCUAUGCCAAUGCUCCCUUCUCCGUUGCGACCACCUCCCCAGGGUCUGGGGAUCAUGCUGCCUUGUGGGCAAUCCUCAGCUAUACCAUCACCCAAUCUUCAGCCACGACCCGCGUGAAUCCCACUGGAAAUGUGUCUCUAGCAAAAGAGUACUACACCGUUUCUCGAAACCUCAUCCCUUUGGAAAAAGAACGCUACGAACUUGGCCAUAUUCAGGCAUUGCUCUUACUGAGCUUGGUAAACAUUGGUCUUGAAGAUUGGACAGCUGCAUGGCUGCUGAGCGGCCAAGCAGUGCGCAUGGCCAUUGCAAUGGGCUUGGGUGCCUUUGCUGACACGCGCCGCUCCGAUGAACUGCGACAGGGUAAAGCAGUUUUCUUAGGCUGCUUUGUGAUCGACUCUUUGCUGUCCUUCCGACUUUCUCGUUGUCCUGCCAUGUCUUCGAACGAUCUGGCAAAUGUUGGCUUGCUGGAAGAAGAUGGACUGGAGGAGUGGAACUCAUGGGUGGAUGUGCUUCCCCCAACGGGAGUUCCACACGGUAAGAAUCCUCCGCGAAGAGGACCACUAUUGUCUCUCAGCUGCUUUAAUCGCUUAGUCGAAUUAGCGAGUGUACUCAACAAGACCUCCCGAAAUUUGUCCAUGGGAUACAAGGCGCCCAACUUUGCCCAGCAGUUGGUCAUGGACCUGAAGCAGUGGGAUGAUGGCUUGCCGCUAGGAUGUCGACUGAUCGGGCCGGAGAGUAUUUACCCUGAGCGGCAUUCGGCUCUCCUACCACACCAGACCUAUCUGGGAUUGACCUAUGUCGCUACCCUGCUGUGGCUGUACCUACGCCUCAUUCCUGGAGAGCAGGGCCUGCAUCGAUCACAGCGUCCUGCAACAGAAGGUGCAAAGAAACUCCUCUACCGAGGACUCUCGAUGAUCUCCCAGCAUCUGGAAAACUUCCCCAUGUGCGGGCUCCCACCUAUUUUCGAGUUUGGGCUACGCACGAUCUCCGAGCAAGCGCUUUCGUUGCGACAAACCGUGGACUCGUCGGAUACUUUCCCCUUCACUCGCUGGGCUGAAGAGUUCCGUCAGAAAACGACCGUCUUGAUCUCAAGUUGGCCGGUAUAUGGGUCAUUGGUAUCUUCGAUGGAGCGCUUGCAGAAGCCCAACAACCUCCCUGUAGCACCGCAGUCAUACCCUGGGAACGCCGCUUCUUUGGCCACCUCCAUGCACGGAGUCAUGCAGCCUCCAGUUGUUGCCCACGGCAUACCCCCGCCUGAUCAGGGCAGCUAUGCAUCAUCUAUCCUGGGCAUCAGCAUCCCCGCUGAUGGUCAAUCUUUGACACCCAAGGAUACGGUCAUGGAGAAUACCGAGAUGGCCAUGAUGGAUCCAUCCGUGCAGCAGCCGAUCCGCCCCGUAGACAAGGUGACGCCGUGCAGUGGACCAGACCAGCUGUUUGCACCUGCACAACCUCAUACCCCCGACUCCUCUAUCUCCAAUCCUAUGAUGGCCAGUAACGCGCCUACCAGUGAGCACUCGGUCUCGACCAACGACCACAUGCAUUUCAAUCCCGCUGGCCCGGGUGAUCUGGACGCAAUUUUCAAGGAUUUGGCAUACCUGGACACGACCGAGUGGUCCAACAACCGCGAGGCUGGCCUCAAGGACUUUGGGUUCUUGGAUGAUAGUACUUUCCAAGCCUUCUGUCAUGAUCCCGACCGUCUCGUGGGAUCGCAGCCGUUGGUGCAUCCGCCUUCGAUUGCGGAUAUUUGGCCACCUCCUGGAUUCUUCCCGGAAACUUUCCAAGAGGUCCCCGAGAAAGCGAUGAACGGAUGA